Messenger RNA from Cavia porcellus (domestic guinea pig), 936 nucleotides. RefSeq names its product olfactory receptor 5M3-like. The transcript has a single exon. Gene Ontology annotation, molecular function: G protein-coupled receptor activity; olfactory receptor activity; odorant binding. The record is from RefSeq and is a predicted model, not a curated record. Gene Ontology annotation, biological process: G protein-coupled receptor signaling pathway; sensory perception of smell. Gene Ontology annotation, cellular component: membrane. NCBI's taxonomy places the organism in Eukaryota, Metazoa, Chordata, Mammalia, Rodentia, Caviidae.
AUGGAAAUGCUGAAUUUCACUGAUGUGACAGAAUCUAUUCUUUUGGGGUUAACCAGUCCCUGUGAAAGGCAAGUGCUGUUCUUCAUCAAGUUUCUUGGGGUCUACAUUGUCACAGUGAUGGGCCAUAUCGGCAUGUUUGUGUUAAUUAGGGUCAGUCCAAAACUCAGCAUUCCCAUGUACUUUUUCCUGAGUCAUCUAUCAUUCAUUGAUGUAUGGUUUUCAUCCAUACAUCAAUGGAUGUUCGAAAAUCUGUUAUCAGAGAGAAAAACCAUUUCGUAUGUUGGUUGUUUAGUACAGUGUUUCUUCUUCAUUGCCCUCGUCCAUGUGGAAAUUUUCAUCCUUGCUGUGAUGGCGUUUGAUAGGUAGAUGGCAAUUGGGAACCCUCUACUCUAUGGAAGCAAAAUGUCAAGGGUUGUCCGUAUUUGGCUGAUUACUUUCCCUUACAUGCAUGGCUUUCUCACCACUCUGGCAGCAACGUUCUGGACGUAUGGCUUGCACAUCUGUGGAAAAAUUGAGAUCAACCACUUCUACUGUGCAGACCCACCACUUAUCAAAAUGGCCUGCACUGGGAUCUUUGUAAAAGAAUACACAAUGCUCUUUCUUCCAGGUGUGAACUUCACCUAUUCCCUGACUGUAGUCAUCAUCUCUUAUCUUUUCAUUCUCAUUGCCAUUCUACGAAUGCAUUCAUCAGAAGGAAGGCUGAAGGCCUUCUCCACAUGUGGAUCCCAUCUGACAGCCGUCAGUAUAUUUUAUGGUACCCUGAUCUUCAUGUAUCUCCAACAACCCACAGAACAAUCAGUGGAGCAGGGCAAGAUGGUGGCUGUCUUCUACACCACAGUGAUCCCCAUGCUGAACCCCAUGAUCUACAGUCUACGGAACAAGGAUGUGAAAGAAGCCAUGGACAAACUGAUUAGUAGAACAUACUUUUCAAAAUAA